AUGAAGAGGAAUCUCGACGUAGACGCUGGUGAUUCGCAGAUCUCCAAAGCCGUGAAGAGACCCAAAGUUGAUGCGAGUAACAAGACUAUCGCGAAUCAAAGUAUCACCACCGAGUCCCUCCAGCAACUUUUGGAUUUGUCGCAGCUCUCCGAUGAUGAAAGCGUAACAGCGCGGUUCGAGGUCCUUGCCGGUGCCCUUCUAAACGAUCAUCACCUCGUUCUGAAAUGCGGUGACGUGGAAACGAAAUUUCAAAUUUUAGAGCUGGAGUUUUACCUGCGAAUACCUGGCUGUCAUGAGGACCCGUUUACCCAUGGGAGUGAGGAGCAGAAAGUCAGCGGACGAUGGUACUUUCAUCGUGCACCACGUCAAUCCACAAACUCGAAUCUGAACUCCACCAGUCUGACGGAGUACAGAACUGGUUCAAGGAAAGGCUUGGAUUUGACUUUCGGUGGUCCCCCUCAGCCCGUUGCCGCCACGUCGGACUCCGCACCUGCCUCCAUCACCUCCAGCACUCCCGGGCCUUCCGUGGCUGCCAGCCGAGGAAAAGAAACACGCGGUGGCAUUCUUCUCAGAUCCAUUCGCAAACUUGGUCCGAACACACAAGUCAUCUCAGGUCCCUCACUAUUAGUCGACCAAAUCCUGUCACUCAGCAGAGCAGCCUCCGUGGCUGAAUUUGUCGAGACGAAGCUGGCAGGAGACACCUCCGCUUUCCUCCCCGACGCCAAUACCGCCACCGACGCCCCAUCUGUGAAGCUCUAUUUUAAACACUCACCAUCCAAGGCCCAGCCAGGAUCUUUAGCUGGAUUUUUUAAGGGAGGAGAGUCACACUCCUCGGGCUCAAAGAUAUACAAGUCUCCCCGUAUUGGUCUCGAUCUGUCCCACCCAGGAACUACCGGUCCAGAAGUCAAACCCCUCCACUCUCGCAUCCGUUUCUUGCCAAGACGUUAUCGAUAUUUCACCCACCCAUCUGAGCUCGUUGCCAACGGGCGCGCCCAGACUUUCCUAGGGAUCGUGUAUUCACGCAUCCCUUCUGAUAUUGAUAAGGGGUUAAAGGACCGGAAGAUGCUAGCUGAGGUUGUCCGACUGUCCGGAAUGAAAGAAGGGACUGCUACCAAGUACUUGGCGGACUUUGUUGGUGGUCGGGCGGGGGGCGCGAAAUUGUUGGAGGAUUUCAUUGGGGCUUGGUUCAAGCUUGGUUCUUCCUCUUUUCGGUCCUGCUACGUUUGGUACCUAAAUUUUGCUUUCGACGGUCAUCGUCGGAUGAACAAGAGGGCUCUUGACGCAGACGAUAUCCAGGUAGCUGCGGUCGCGAAGAAAUCCAAAGUAAACCAGGGGUUCAACGUGCAAGCCAGUGACCAAACCGUCACAUCGAACGAUGGCCACAACCAGCUCACCUCCAUCACUGAAGAGUCUCUUCAACAGCUACUGGAUUUCUCGCACCUUUCCGACGAGCAAUGCAUAAAGGCACGCUUUGACGUCGUAGCCAACACCCUUCUACGCGACUUCCACCUUGUUCUAAAAUGCGAAAACGUUGAAACGGAGUUCCAGAUUCUAGAGCUGGAAUUUUAUCUGCAGAAAGCUGGAUGCCAUGAGGACCCAUAUACCCAUGGAGGCGAGGAGCAGAAAAUCUGUGGGCGGUGGUACUUUCAUCGACCUCCACGUCGCUCCGCAGACUCAAACCGCAGCGCUACCAGUCUAACGGACUACUACAGAGGUGGCUCGAGGAAGGGUAUGGAUGUGACCAUUGGUGGCCCCUCUCCAUCCAUCACCACCACGUCUCCAUACUUCACACCCUCUGCUACCACUCCGAGCGCUCCUGGGCCAUCGGACUUGUCUUCCAGCCAGGAGUUACCACCCUUGCCACGCGGUGGCAUUCUCCUUAGAUCCAUCCGCAAACUCGGUCCAAAGCCCCAAGUGAUCUCAGGACCCUCUCUCUUAGUCGACCAAAUCCUCUUACUCAGCGGGGCAGCCUCGAUUUCCGAGUUGGUUGAGACCAAGUGGGCAGGAGAGAGGACUGCCUUUCUCCAUAGUGCUAUUCCUGGCGCCGAUGCCCCAUCUUUUAAACUCUAUCUCAAGCACUCUCCUCACAGCCCCAGCUUGAAGAUAUACAACUCCCCGCGUAUUGGUCUUGACCUGUCACACCCGGGAACGACAGGCCCAGAAGUCAAACCCCUCCACUCCCGCAUCCGGUUCUUGCCAAAACGAUAUCGAUACUUCACCAAUCCGUCCGAACUGGUUGCCAACGGGCGCACCCAAACUUUCCUUGGUGUCCUGUAUUCAUGCAUUUCCUCUGACCUCGACCAGAGCUUGAAAGACAAGAAGGCUGUGGCUGAGGUUGUCCGCCUGUCGGGGAUGAAAGAAGGUACCGUUACCAGGUACAUAGCGGACUAUGCAGCUGGUCGUGCUGGGGGCGCAAGGACUUUGGCGGGUUUUGUUGGGCCGAAGGGAAAGGGUGCUGCCAGCUCACCGUCAACGUAUCUAAAGAUGAUGGGCGCGAUUUCGGCCCUCUAA
Laccaria bicolor S238N-H82 is the source of this 2511-nucleotide messenger RNA. RefSeq lists its product as uncharacterized. NCBI's taxonomy places the organism in Eukaryota, Fungi, Basidiomycota, Agaricomycetes, Agaricales, Hydnangiaceae. The transcript has 4 exons. The coding region runs from base 1 to 2511 and encodes 836 amino acids. The record is from RefSeq and is a predicted model, not a curated record.